AGAACCUGCAUCGAAUUAUCGGUGAUCAUCAUCACUGUGGCGGUGUUUAGUGGCAGAAUGCAGACCGCCUACAGUUGACCGUGGCGUCGGGGAGAUCAUCGGGCGCAUUCCACGGCUCCGCCUUAUCUGCACUGUGCCCCAAGUCCUGGACUUCUUUUGUACAUUGUCACCGUCAGUUGAGAGCAUAUAUAAGCAAACAUGUCCGCUCAGAACUCCGCAGGCAUUCAGACCCUCCUCGAUGCUGAGAGAGAGGCUCAAAAAAUUGUCCAGCAAGCUAGAGAAUACCGCACAAAGCGCAUAAGGGACGCGAAGUCAGAGGCGCAAAAGGAAAUCGAAGAAUACAGAAACCAGAAGGAACAAGAAUUCAAGAAAUUCGAGGCUGAGCACUCGAGCGGAUACAAGAAGGCCGAAGAGGAUGCGAAUAAGGAGGCGGAAGUGAAACUGCAGGAAAUCAAAGAAGCCGGAAACAGCAAGGGCGCUAAGGUUGUCGAAGACCUUAUCACUGCCCUGACCGAUGUGAAGCCUGAAGCCUCAGAGAAGAUUGUUAGCCAAGCAUAGAACUGCAGUAAUGGGAUCUCUCUAGCAGCGCUAAGGGGAUAUAUUUAUUUGGGCUUACUGUUUUAAAUGAUGUGAAUAUAGCGUCUGUUCCAUUGCUUUGGUUCAACCGUGUCUAAUUUCAUCCAAGCCAGCUCCAGCAGAUGUUACAACGCUGGACAGCGCCUACUUCAGCCUGAGGCAAGACCUAGGUCGCGACUCUAUAUAGAUGAGCUGUUUCUUCAAAUGCCAUUAAGCUCAGACGGAUCUACCCGCAUAGCAGAUCCCAUAUUAAAAAAGGCAAGCGAAUCAAAGUUAUAGGCAUCUAACUGUACAACCGGCAGUCCCAUGCUUACAUUACUCCCUCAAGCCAAUACUCGUAGAAGGCUCCCAUACAUGUAAUGUAGCUUUUCAGGCCUCACGCAUACGUCAC
Messenger RNA from Aspergillus alliaceus, 967 nucleotides. RefSeq lists its product as uncharacterized. NCBI's taxonomy places the organism in Eukaryota, Fungi, Ascomycota, Eurotiomycetes, Eurotiales, Aspergillaceae. Gene Ontology annotation, molecular function: proton-transporting ATPase activity, rotational mechanism. The record is from RefSeq and is a predicted model, not a curated record. The transcript has 7 exons. Gene Ontology annotation, biological process: proton transmembrane transport. The coding region runs from base 199 to 558 and encodes 119 amino acids. Gene Ontology annotation, cellular component: vacuolar proton-transporting V-type ATPase complex.